CGGCCUCAACUGUUUGCCGAACGACUUUUUCGAAAGGCAGCGAGUACACAGCACAUUAGUCUAAAGAGAAAUAUCGACACGAAAAAUUUUUUUAUUGACUUCCAUUCUGUAGCCAACAAAACAGGAACUUGCGGCACAUACAGAAUAACAAACGAGGUCAACAAACUUACUGCGUGCGCUUAGACGCAGAGUUUGUUGCAUGUUUACCUGGACAUUGUGUUGGCAGUCGUGAAUAUUACAGUGACUCAACGUUAAUUACAUAUCGAGUGGAUUUAACUCAAAGUGAGAAAAUAAUAAAACAAGAAAACACGUCUUAAUUUUGGAUUUUCAACUGUUGCGGAGGCUGAAGUCAUUUUUUGCUAUUGAACAAAAAUGGCUGAAGCUGAAGGAGGAUCGGAGCAGGAUGAUGUUUCAUUCUUGAGGACGGAAGACAUGGUGUGCCUCUCGUGUACGGCAACGGGAGAGCGCGUGUGUCUGGCCGCCGAAGGAUUUGGCAACCGUCAUUGUUUCCUGGAAAACAUUGCCGAUAAAAAUGUGCCACCCGAUCUAUCACAGUGCGUUUUCGUCAUUGAACAGGCACUGUCUGUGCGUGCCCUGCAGGAGUUGGUAACAGCAGCUGGAUCAGAGACUGGCAAAGGUACUGGAUCCGGCCAUAGGACUCUGCUCUAUGGUAAUGCUAUACUGUUGCGUCACAACAACAGCGACAUGUACCUUGCCUGCCUUUCGACAUCAUCGUCCAACGACAAAUUAUCCUUCGACGUUGGUCUGCAAGAGCACAGCCAAGGCGAGGCAUGCUGGUGGACUGUGCAUCCAGCUAGCAAGCAGCGUUCCGAGGGUGAGAAGGUGCGUGUGGGUGACGACUUGAUUUUGGUCUCUGUGGCAACAGAACGUUACUUGCAUACAACCAAGGAGAACGAACAAUCAAUUGUCAAUGCCAGCUUCCAUGUAACGCACUGGUCAGUGCAACCGUAUGGCACCGGCAUAUCCCGCAUGAAGUAUGUGGGCUAUGUAUUCGGUGGUGAUGUUUUGCGCUUCUUCCACGGUGGCGACGAGUGUCUAACCAUACCAAGUACUUGGGGGCGUGAAGCAGGACAAAACAUUGUUGUGUACGAGGGAGGUUCAGUCAUGUCACAAGCUCGUUCACUAUGGCGCUUGGAAUUGGCGCGCACUAAAUGGACUGGCGGUUUCAUCAAUUGGUUCCAUCCCAUGCGAAUUCGACACAUUACAACUGGACGCUAUUUGGGCGUCAACGAAAAUAACGAAUUGAUUUUGGUUAGAAAGGAUGAAGCUUCUAUUGCUACAACGACUUUCUGUCUCAGACAGGAAAAGGACGACGAGAAAAAAGUACUCGAAGAUAAAGAUUUAGAAGUAAUCGGUUCACCGAUUAUCAAGUACGGUGAUACCACCGUCAUUGUGCAGCACUGCGAAACAUGCCUCUGGCUCAGUUACAAGAGCUACGAGACGAAGAAGAAGGGUGUUGGCAAAGUCGAGGAAAAACAAGCCAUUCUGCACGAAGAAGGCAAAAUGGACGAUUGUCUUGAUUUCUCGCGCUCUCAGGAGGAAGAAUCAAAAACUGCUCGAGUUAUUCGCAAAUGCAGCAGUCUUUUUACACAAUUUAUCAAUGCCUUGGAAACCCUUCAAUCCAAUCGGCGUCAUUCGGUGUUCUUCCAAAAAGUCAACCUCAACGAAAUGGUAAUGUGCCUUGAAGAUUUGAUUAAUUAUUUCUCCCAACCACCAGAUGAUAUGGAGCAUGAAGAGAAACAGAAUCGUUUCCGUGCCUUGCGCAAUCGGCAGGAUCUCUUCCAGGAAGAGGGUGUUUUGAAUCUAAUUCUCGAAGCCAUUGACAAAAUCAACAUUAUUACUUCGCAAGGUUUUCUGGCCAGCUUUCUGGCAGGGGAUGAGACGGGUCAAAGCUGGGAUUUGAUUUCCACAUACCUCUACCAGUUGUUGGCUGCAAUUAUCCAAGGCAAUCACACGAAUUGUGCACAGUUCGCCAACAGCAACCGCUUAAAUUGGCUUUUCUCGCGUUUGGGCUCACAGGCAUCCAGUGAGGGGUCAGGCAUGUUGGAUGUACUCCAUUGUGUGCUGAUUGACUCCCCCGAAGCCUUAAACAUGAUGAGAGAUGAACACAUUAAAGUCAUUAUUUCCUUAUUGGAAAAACACGGUCGCGAUCCAAAAGUACUGGAUGUGCUGUGCUCACUGUGCGUCGGUAAUGGUGUCGCUGUGCGUUCGUCACAAAAUAACAUUUGUGACUUCUUGUUGCCUGGAAAGAACUUAUUGCUGCAAACCCAGCUAGUUGAUCAUGUGGCCAGCAUACGGCCUAAUAUUUUCGUUGGACGGGUAGCAAAUUCGGCCAUGUACCAGAAAUGGUAUUUUGAAGUUACAAUGGAUCACAUUGAGCAGACCACUCAUAUGAUGCCCCACCUGCGAAUUGGUUGGGCCAACACUUCAGGCUAUGUUCCCUAUCCCGGUGGUGGCAAAAAGUGGGGAGGUAACGGCGUGGGCGAUGAUCUGUAUUCAUUUGGUUUUGACGGUGCCUAUCUGUGGACGGGUGGCCGCAAAACCUUAGUCACAGACAUGAUACCUGAACAACCCUACAUUCGUAAAGGAGAUGUGAUUGGUGUAACAAUUGAUUUGUCCGUACCCAUCAUUACAUUUACCUUCAAUGGUCUCAAAGUAAAGGGAUGUUUCCGUGACUUCAACUUGGAUGGAAUGUUCUUCCCCGUAAUGAGCUGUUCUUCAAAACUAAGUUGUCGGUUCCUAUUCGGCGGCGAUCACGGUCGUAUGAAAUUUGCCCCACCCCACGGAUUUUCACCUCUGGUGCAGUGCCUUAUGCCCCAUCAGAUUUUGAGCUUGGAUCCUUGUUUUUAUUUUGGCAAUUUGAACAAGAACGUUUUAGCUGGUCCCUGGAUGAUAGAAGAUGAUACCGCCUUUGUGCCCAACCCUGUGGACACUUCGGGAGUAUCACUGCCAUCUUCAGUGGACCAAAUCAAAGAGAAGCUCGCUGAAAAUAUUCACGAAAUGUGGGCACUGAAUAAAAUCGAGGCCGGAUGGUCUUGGGGUGAGCACCGAGAUGACUACCAACGUAUUCAUCCAUGUUUGACGCAGUUUGAGAAAUUACCACCUGCCGAGAAGCGUUACGACAAUCAGCUGGCCGUACAAACUCUCAAAACAAUCAUCGCGUUAGGCUACUACAUAACCAUGGAUAAACCUCCAGCACGCAUAAGGCCAAUACGUUUGCCCAACGAGAUAUUUAUGCAAGCCAACGGCUACAAGCCGGCACCUUUGGAUUUGAGUGCUGCGACAUUGACACCCAAACUGGAGGAACUGGUGGAUCAAUUAGCCGAAAAUACACACAACCUCUGGGCCAGAGAACGCAUACAGCAGGGAUGGACUUAUGGUCUGAAUGAAGACUCGGAGAAUUUGCGCAGUCCUCACUUGGUACCCUACUCCAAGGUUGAUGAGGCCAUCAAAAAAGCCAAUCGCGAUACUGCUUCGGAGACAGUGCGUACAUUACUUGUGUACGGUUACGUUUUAGAUCCACCUACCGGUGAAGGCAACGAGGCUCUUUUGGCCGAAGCGCUACGACUUAAGUUCGCCGCCUUCCGCACGUACCGUGUUGAACGUAACUAUGCUGUUACAUCAGGCAAAUGGUAUUUUGAGUUUGAGGUUCUCACUGCGGGACCCAUGCGAGUUGGUUGGGCAAGAGCCGAUUGUAACCCAGGUGCUAUGCUGGGUAGCGAUGACACCAGUUGGGCUUUUGAUGGCCACAAUGAAGAGAAAGUUUUUGGCGGCGUAAGUGAAUCGUUUGGCAAAAUUUGCGGCCCCGGUGACAUUGUUGGCGUCUUCUUAGAUCUCGCCGACCAUACAAUCAGUUUCUCCCUAAAUGGUGAGCUGUUGAUGGACGCAUUGGGUGGCGAGACCACUUUUGCCGAGGUCACCGCCGAAGGAGUAGGAUUUGUUCCAGCGUGUACAUUGGGCGUAGGCCAGAAGGCUCGUCUUAUAUAUGGUCAAGAUGUGGAUUCGUUAAAAUUUUUCACCACCUGCGGUCUGCAGGAGGGCUAUGAACCUUUCUGCGUAAAUAUGCGCCGACCUGUUACUCACUGGUACACAAAGGAUCAGCCAAUAUUUGAAAAUACUGAGGAGAUGCCCGACUGUCGCAUUGAUGUCACUCGUAUUCCCGGUGGUGCAGACACUCCACCUCAUCUUAAAAUUUCCCAUAACACGUUUGAGACAAUGGAAAAGGCCAACUGGGAAUUUUUGCGUCUCUCCUUGCCAGUCACCUGCAUGGACGAAUUUAUUAGCGAAGUUGAGAAGGCUCGCCGAUGGGAGGAAAUCAAAAUUCGCCAGUACCGCCUAAUGCGUGAGGCCCAGGAAAUGGCCCAGCAUCAGCCAUCUGCUCACAUGGAUCACAUGUUGAAGAGUGGUUUUUCAAUGAAUGACAUCAAGGGUCUAAAUCGCAACUACGAAGAUACGGCAGAGGCGGAUGAGAACAUGGCAAGGAGUCCAGUCAGGCCAGCACGUAGAGCAUCUAUAACACGCAACAUUACCUUCGAAUCAGAUUUAGGAAUGCCAGAGGAACUGCAACGUUCCACGUCUGCGCUUGAUAUGAAUGGAAUGGAAGACGGCAUGGUAGAUGACAAGAAAAAGCGUGGUCGUAGUCCGUUUAAGUUCUUCUCGAAAAAGUCUCGCGACCAAAGCAAAGACAAAACUCCAGGAAGAGCUCCAGAGGUGAGUCCAGAAAGACGUACGGGAGUUCAGGGUCGUACCAUGAUGGGAGGACAAUUAGCUGCCAAGCCGCCAUCUCUUCGUCUCAAUAAUACCGAAAUGCCACAAACACCCACGCAGGGCCCAAAAGCUCUUAGUGGAGGAAACUUAGGACAACCUACCGUGGAAUCUUCGGGCAAUGAAAUGUUCGACGCCGAAUGCCUCAAACUAAUCAAUGAAUAUUUUUAUGGUGUGCGCAUAUUCCCCGGUCAAGAUCCCACUCAUGUGUACGUAGGUUGGGUUACCACCCAGUACCACCUGCACAGCAAAGAGUUCAACAAAGACAAAGUGCGCCGUGCCUCGGUUAUUAUUGAAGAUGACUACGAAAUGCCCAUCCAACACAUCAAUCGCCAGAGUUGCUAUGUCGUUCGUGCCGAUGAGCUGUUCAACGAAGUCACUCAGGACGCCUCUGGCAAGGGGGCAUCUCAGGGCAUGUUUGUCGGUUGUUUUGUUGACACCGCCACUGGCAUUAUCAGCUUCACUUGUGAAGGCAAACAAACCUCCCACCGCUGGCAGAUGGAACCAAACACAAAACUCUUUCCGGCAAUCUUCGUCGAGGCCACAAGCAAAGAAAUUUUGCAAAUUGAGCUUGGUCGUACAGCUACUACACUGCCGCUAUCCGCUGCUGUAUUGCCAACUAGCGAUAAGCACAUCAAUCCCCAAUCACCACCCCGCCUGAAGGUGCAAUGUCUUCGCCCACAUCAGUGGGCCCGGGUGCCAAAUACAGCACUUCAGGUACACGCCCUAAAGCUAUCCGAUCUACGCGGUUGGUCUAUGCUCUGUGAGGACCCAGUUUCAAUGUUGGCUCUACACAUACCCGAAGAAGAUCGUUGCAUCGAUAUCCUCGAACUAAUCGAAAUGGACAAACUGCUUUCUUUCCAUGCCCACUCCCUGACGCUUUACGCGGCGCUCUGCUAUCAAUCGAACUACCGAGCUGCACACGCACUCUGUCAACACGUCGAUCAGAAGCAGCUACUUUACGCCAUACGUUCCGAAUACAUGAGUGGGCCCCUACGUCAGGGUUUCUAUGAUCUCUUAAUCGCUUUGCAUUUGGAAUCUCACGCAACAACAAUGGAGGUUUGUAAAAUGGAAUAUAUUAUUCCCUUAGGUCCCGAACUGAAGUUCCUGUACGACGACGAAGAGAUGCGCCAUUCGUUGAGAUCCUUGGUCACGGAGUCUGUUCGUCCCCAGAUGCGCAUGACGGAGAUCACACCUAUGAGUACCCAAGCCAAUGUUUCCAGCGAACCAAUACCAGACAUCGAUCACCUGUAUUCCCCGAAAUUCCCCCUAGAAGUAGUGCGUGAAUUUGUUAUGGAAGCAUUGAAAGAGGCGGUAGAGAUCAAUCAGGUGCAUAACAGAGAUCCAAUUGGUUGGACAAAUGAGAAUCUGUUCUUACCUCUUGUGAAGCUUACGGACCGUUUAUUGUUGGUGGGUGUCAUGACCGAUGACGAUGUGCAGAAACUUUUGGUUAUGAUCGAUCCGGAGACUUGGGAUCCCACCUUUGAGAAAGAUGGAAAAGACGAACACCGUAAGGGUUUACUCACCAUGAAGAUGGCUGAAGGGGCCAAACUACAGAUGUGUUAUCUUCUGCACCAUUUGUAUGAUAUACAGCUAAGGCAUCGGGUGGAAAGCAUCAUUGCAUUCUCUCAUGACUUUGUGGGCGAUCUACAAUCGGAUCAGCUGCGUCGUUACAUUGAAAUCAAGCAAUCUGACCUUCCAAGUGCUGUAGCAGCCAAAAAAACUAAAGAGUUCCGAUGUCCUCCUAGAGAACAAAUGAACCAGAUCUUAUGCUUUAAGAACUUAGAGCCAGAUGAUCAUGAAAAUUGCACUUGCGGUCUGGAGUUGCGCGGAAGUUUGUACGAUUUUCAUGACAGUCUCAUGAAGAAAGUGUCUUUGAAUGCUUUACAGGAGCCGGAUGAGUCCGAGAGCACCACGAUCGAAGAAAUAAAAACGGGACCAAUAACAAAGAUCUACAACUUUAUAAACACAGUGAAAGAACUUGAGGAGGGUCCCAAAGAAGUUGAGGAACCUGAGAAGAAAACUCCCGAAGAAGUGUUCCGCAAAGUGUUGAUUAAGACCAUUGUUAGUUGGGCGGAGGAAUCACAGAUUGAAACACCAAAAUUGGUGCGAGAAAUGUUUAGCCUACUUGUCAGGCAAUACGAUACGGUUGGCGAACUGGUAAGAGCUCUUGAAAAAACGUAUGUUAUCAAUAACAGAGCCCGCGAUGAUGUGGCUGAAAUGUGGGUUGGCUUGAGCCAAAUCCGUGCAUUGCUUCCCGUCCAGAUGAGCCAAGAGGAGGAAGAGUUGAUGAGGAAGCGAUUAUGGAAAUUAGUUAACAAUGCCACAUUCUUCCAACAUCCCGACUUGAUACGCAUUCUGCGUAUUCAUGAAAAUGUAAUGGCGGUUAUGAUGAAUACUCUUGGGAGACGAGCUCAAGCCCAAAGUGAUGCUCCAGCCCAACAGGAGGGAGGCGAAGGAGCCCCACCCAAGGAGAAGGACACCUCACACGAAAUGGUUGUGGCUUGCUGUCGCUUCCUCUGUUAUUUUUGCCGAACUGGACGACAGAAUCAAAAAGCCAUGUUUGAUCACUUUGACUUUUUGUUAGAUAAUGCCAAUAUUCUGUUAGCUAGACCCAGUUUACGCGGUUCAACUCCUCUAGACGUGGCAUACUCAAGUUUGAUGGAGAACACAGAACUAGCUCUGGCCUUACGAGAACAUUAUUUGGAAAAGAUUGCAGUGUACCUGUCACGCUGUGGCCUACAGAGCAACUCGGAGUUGGUGGAGAAGGGCUAUCCCGAUCUUGGUUGGGAUCCGGUUGAAGGCGAGCGCUAUUUGGACUUUUUGCGUUACUGCGUAUGGGUGAAUGGCGAAAGUGUCGAAGAGAACGCCAACCUUGUCAUUCGUCUUCUUAUCCGUCGUCCAGAGUGUCUAGGGCCGGCUCUAAGAGGAGAAGGAGAAGGUCUUUUCAGAGCCAUUGUUGAGGCCAAUCGAAUGUCUGAACGCAUCACAGAUCGAUGCAAAAUGCAAGACGAAGCCGAAGGCACUAUCGCCGGCCUCAACUUCACACAUCCCUUGCCGGAGAGCGAUGAUGAUGAAGAUUACAUUGACACCGGUGCCGCUAUCCUGAACUUCUAUUGUACCCUAGUAGAUCUUCUCGGUAGAUGCGCACCCGAUGCUUCCGUAAUAGAACAAGGCAAAAACGAAUCACUCAGAGCUAGAGCUAUUUUGAGAUCUCUUGUGCCACUGGAGGAUCUUCAAGGUGUCCUCAGCUUAAAGUUCACACUCACUCAAACUGCGCCAGGAGAAGAAAAGCCUAAGUCGGAUAUGCCAUCCGGUUUAUUGCCAAAUAACAAGCAAAGCAUUGUCCUAUUCUUAGAACGUGUUUACGGCAUUGAGACGCAGGAGCUCUUCUAUCGAUUGUUGGAAGACGCCUUCCUGCCCGAUCUUAGAACAGCCACUAUUCUAGACAAGAGUGAUGGCUCAGAAAGUGACAUGGCCCUUUCGAUGAAUCGAUAUAUUGGCAAUUCCAUUUUGCCCCUGCUCAUAAAGCACUCGAAAUUUUACAACGAGGCAGAAAACUAUGCCAGUUUAUUAGAUGCAACAUUGCACACGGUCUACAGAUUGUCUAAGAACCGUAUGCUCACAAAGGGCCAAAGAGAAGCUGUAUCCGACUUUCUGGUGGCAUUGACAUCACAAAUGCAACCUGCAAUGUUAUUAAAACUUUUACGCAAGUUGACCGUCGAUGUCUCUAAACUAUCCGAGUACACGACUGUGGCUUUAAGACUCCUUACAUUGCACUUCGAUCGUUGCGCCAAAUACUAUGGCUCCAGUCAAGGCCAAGGCUCGUAUGGAGCAUCGUCUGACGAAGAAAAACGUCUUACUAUGCUGUUGUUUUCUAACAUUUUUGACUCACUCAGCAACAUGGACUACGAUCCGGAAUUGUUUGGCAAAGCUUUGCCAUGUUUGAUUGCAAUCGGUUGUGCUUUGCCACCUGACUACAGUCUAUCGAAGAACCUCGACGAGGACUACUACGGCCGUCAAUCGGGAGCUCCCGACCAGCCUCAAUAUGAUCCCAACCCAAUUGAAACUUCAACUGUCGUUUUGACGCACGACUACAACUCGCUGGUCGAAAAGUUCAGUGAACACUAUCAUGACGCUUGGGCUAGUCGUCGCUUGGAAAGUGGUUGGACCUAUGGUGAAGUGCGGUCCGAUACCGAUCGCAAACAUCCAAGACUCAAACCUUGCAACAUGCUAAGUGACUAUGAACGUGAGCGUUAUAGAGAUCCCGUAAGAGAGUGCCUCAAGGCUUUGUUGGCUCUGGGCUGGACUAUUGAGCACUCCGAAAUUGAAGUUGCGCAAAAUAACCGCGGUUCGACCCGCCGCCAAUCUAAACCUCAGAUUAAUGACUUUCAGAAUGAAGGCAGUCCCUUCAAUUACAACCCACAUCCAGUGGAUAUGACCAAUUUGACGCUGAGCAGAGAAAUGCAGAAUAUGGCCGAGCGUUUGGCUGAGAACUCCCACGACAUCUGGGCAAAGAAAAAGAAGGAAGAGCUCGGAUCGUGUGGUGGUGUCAUUCAUCCACAGCUCGUACCUUAUGACUUGUUGACGGAUAAGGAAAAGCGCAAGGACCGCGAGAGGUCUCAGGAGUUUUUGAAAUACAUGCAAUAUCAAGGCUACAAAUUGCACAAACCAUCUAAGGGUGGCGCCCUCGAAGGAGAAGGAGGCGCAACUCAAACAGCCGCUGAAUUGAGGUUCUCGUAUUCACUUUUGGAAAAAUUGAUUCAAUAUUUAGAUCGUGCUUCUAUCAACAUGAAGCUCUUGAAGCCAUCGACCACGUUCAGCAGACGUACCUCAUUUAAGACUGCUUCGCGUGACAUUAAGUUCUUCUCAAAAGUAGUGUUGCCGCUAAUGGAAAAGUACUUCUCCACACAUCGAAACUAUUUUAUUGCUGUGGCCACAGCAACCAACAAUGUGGGUGCAGCUUCACUAAAGGAAAAGGAAAUGGUGGCGGCCAUUUUCUGCAAAUUGGCUUCGUUACUGCGCAAUCGAUUGACUGCUUUCGGUCCAGACGUUCGCAUAACGGUUCGUUGCCUGCAAGUACUAGUAAAGGGUAUAGAUGCUCGCACUCUGGUCAAGAACUGCCCCGAGUUCAUUAGAACCUCUAUGCUGACUUUCUUCAAUCAGACGGCUGACGAUUUGGGCAACACCAUUUUGAACUUACAGGAUGGCAAGUACAGCCACUUGCGAGGAACACAUCUUAAAACUUCCACGUCGCUGGGCUAUAUAAACCAGGUGGUUAUGCCUGUUUUAACUGCCAUGUUUGACCAUUUAGCCGCCUGUGAUUAUGGAAGUGACCUAUUGUUGGACGAAAUUCAAGUUGCCUCUUACAAGAUAUUGGCCGCUUUGUAUCAUUUGGGCACAGACGGCACUUUGACGCAGGACAGGAAGUAUCUGAAAACCGAAAUCGAAAGACAUCGUCCAGCAUUGGGCUCUUGCUUAGGAGCUUUCAGCUCAUGCUUCCCUGUGGCAUUCUUUGAGCCGCACUUAAAUAAGCACAAUCAAUUUUCACUUCUAAAUCGCAUAGCUGAUCACUCGCUAGAGGCCCAAGACAUUAUGGUUAAAAUGGAGAGUUGCAUGCCAAAUUUAGAAACGAUUUUGGGAGAGGUUGACCAGUUCGUCGAGUCAGAUAAGACCUAUAGCGAUGCUCCUCAUGUGAUCGACGUUAUUUUGCCCCUCUUAUGUUCCUAUCUGCCGUUCUGGUGGUCACAAGGCCCCGACAACGUCAGCCCAACGAGCGGCAACCACGUCACAAUGGUCACUGCUGACCAUAUGAAUUCCUUGCUGCGCAACGUUCUGAAUAUGAUCAAAAAGAACAUUGGCAACGACAAUGCCCCCUGGAUGACUAGAAUCGCCGCAUAUACCCAGCAGAUUAUUAUCAACACAUCGGAGGAGCUGUUGAAAGAUCCAUUCCUGCCACUUGCAGAGAGAGUAAAGAAGCGCACUGAGAAUAUGUUUCAUAAGGAAGAAAGCAUGCGAGGCUUCAUUAAAUCGGCAACGGAUGACACAUCUCAAGUUGAGACACAGUUGCAAGAAGAUUGGCAGCUGCUGGUACGCGAUAUUUACUCAUUCUAUCCUCUGUUGAUCAAGUACGUCGAUUUGCAGCGUAAUCAUUGGCUAAAGGAUAACAUACCCGAGGCAGAGGAACUCUACAAUCACGUAGCGGAGAUAUUUAAUAUCUGGUCCAAGAGUCAGUACUUCUUAAAGGAGGAACAAAACUUCAUAUCGGCCAACGAAAUCGAUAACAUGGCAUUGAUUAUGCCCACGGCAACAAGGCGAUCGGCCAUUUCGGAAGGUGCCCCCGUCACAGGAGGAAAAGUGAAAAAGAAGAAGAAGAAUCGCGAUAAGAAACGCGACAAAGACAAGGAAAUUCAGGCCAGUUUAAUGGUAGCUUGUCUGAAGCGUCUGCUACCAGUGGGACUUAAUCUCUUCGCUGGUCGUGAACAGGAGCUGGUGCAACACUGCAAGGACCGCUAUUUGAAGAAAAUGGCCGAGUAUGAAGUUAUUGAGUUUGCUCGCAACCAAUUGACGUUGCCGGACAAAUUAGAUCCUUCGGAUGAAAUGUCCUGGCAGCACUACUUGUACUCGAAGCUGGGCAAAAAGGAGGAACCCACCGAAGAGCAGAACGCCCUAGAGAAGGCAGCCAAUCAAAAUGACAAAGGACGUGAUAAAACUCAGGAAACGGUGGAUCGCAUAGUGGCUAUGGCAAAAGUACUAUUUGGAUUACACAUGAUCGAUCAUCCCCAACAGCAAAGCAAAAACGUCUACAGGAGCGUUGUUUCAAUACAGAGGAAGCGCGCUGUUAUCGCGUGUUUCCGUCAAACAUCGUUACAUUCUCUUCCAAGACAUCGUGCAUGUAACAUAUUCGCACGCACCUACCACGAGCAGUGGCUGCAGGAGGAGAAUGUGGGACAAGAGGUGAUGAUUGAAGAUCUUACGCAGACCUUUGAAGACUUUGAAAAGUCCAAAAAGGAGGAGGACGAAACCGAAGCGAAGCCAGAUCCAUUAACUCAGCUGGUGACCACCUUCUGCCGCGGUGCGAUGACGGAGAGAAGUGGGGCGCUCCAAGAGGAUUUGUUGUACAUGUCAUAUGCCCAAAUUGCUGCUAAAUCGUGUGGCGAAGAAGAAGAGGAGGGUGGCGAUGAAGAAGGUGGCGAAGAGGAAGGAGAAGGAACCAGCAUUCAUGAACAAGAAAUGGAAAAACAAAAACUACUCUUCCACCAAGCCCGCCUAUCAAAUCGCGGUGUGGCCGAAAUGGUAUUGCUACACAUCUCCGCCUCUAAGGGCAUACCUUCGGAAAUGGUAAUGACCACUCUCAACCUGGGUAUUUCCAUUUUGCGCGGCGGCAACAUCGACAUCCAAAUGGGAAUGUUAAACCAUUUGAAGGAGAAAAAAGAUGUGGGCUUCUUUACCUCCAUUGCUGGAUUGAUGAACUCAUGCAGUGUCUUGGACUUGGAUGCUUUUGAGAGAAACACCAAAGCAGAAGAAUACAUUCCAAGUGCGGGUGCAGGUCUUGGUGUCGGCUCGGAGGGUGCUGCUGGCGAAAAGAACAUGCAUGAUGCCGAGUUCACUUGUGCUCUCUUCCGUUUCAUCCAACUGACUUGUGAAGGUCACAAUUUGGAUUGGCAGAACUAUUUGCGCACUCAGGCGGGCAACACAACAACUGUGAAUGUAGUCAUCUGUACGGUUGAUUACCUAUUGCGUCUGCAGGAGUCCAUUAUGGACUUUUACUGGCACUACUCGAGCAAAGAAAUCAUAGAUCCAGCUGGAAAGGCGAACUUUUUCAAAGCGAUAGGUGUUGCUAGCCAGGUGUUUAACACCCUAACCGAAGUCAUCCAGGGUCCUUGUACCCUCAAUCAGCAAGCCUUAGCUCACUCCAGAUUGUGGGAUGCUGUUGGCGGUUUCCUCUUCCUGUUCUCCCAUAUGCAAGAGAAACUAUCGAAACACUCCAGUCAGGUGGAUUUAUUGAAAGAACUUUUGAACUUGCAAAAGGACAUGAUCACAAUGAUGCUGUCCAUGUUGGAAGGCAACGUUGUCAACGGUACUAUUGGCAAACAGAUGGUAGACACUUUGGUGGAAUCAGCCAGCAAUGUUGAAUUGAUCUUGAAGUAUUUCGAUAUGUUCUUGAAAUUGAAGGAUCUCAUUGAAUCCCCCAGUUUCAUGGAAAUCGAUAUCAAGAACGAAGGCUGGGUCACACCAAAAGAUUUUAGAGACAAGAUGGAGCAGUCUAAAAAUUAUACACCUGAGGAAAUCGACUUCUUGCUGGCCUGUUGUGAACGAAACCAUGAGGGUAAAAUCGAUUAUGUUGCAUUUGUUGAUCGCUUCCAUGAACCGUCCACGGAAAUCGGUUUCAAUUUGGCCGUUUUACUGACCAACUUGAGUGAACACAUGCCCAAUGAGCCACGUUUAGCUCGCUUCCUCGAAACGGCCGGUUCGGUAUUGAAUUACUUUGAACCAUUCUUGGGACGUAUUGAGAUUCUUGGCAGCUCGAAGAGAAUCGAACGAGUAUACUUUGAAAUUAAGGAUUCCAACAUUGAGCAGUGGGAGAAGCCGCAGAUUAAGGAAUCUAAGCGCGCUUUCUUCUAUUCCAUUGUAACUGAGGGCGGAGACAAGGAAAAACUGGAAGCAUUCGUUAACUUCUGUGAGGAUGCCAUUUUUGAAAUGACCCAUGCCUCGGGGCUGAUGGCCACCGACGAUGGCGGCAGCAAUGUGAAGCGAGACACGUCCUACAGUUCUUACAUGAGUGAAGAGGAAGAAGAGCGAGCGGCCAGAGAUCCCAUCAGGCGUACCAUUACGGCUGUAAAAGAUGGUUUGAAAUUCGGAGUCCACAUGUUUAGUCCCGCUAAUAUCAAGCAUCAAAUUGGUGUCAUGCAAACGAAAACGGUUCCCGAAUUAAUAAUUGGAUUCUUUAAGGCAAUAUUUUACAUGUUCUACUAUACUGGGUACGCACACUUUGCGGUGUUGCGUUAUAUCUUCGGUAUUUUAAUGAAUCUUAUGCGUGGUCCGGCGCCUGAGGAGGUGGAAGAACCUCCACAGGAGGAAGAAACAUUCGGUAGAGCGCUGCCUCCGUUGCCUAUUGAAGAGCCGCCUAGCACGGUGCAGGCCUUUGGGCUUGAUAUCAACAAAGAAGAGAACGGUCAAUACAAGGUUACGGUACACGAAUCAUCUGGCGGAAGUCCAACAUCAUCUAUGGAAGAAACUGGUGAGUCUAGUCCUGAAGAUGGCGCAACAACAGCUGAGGCUGGUGCCGAAGGAGAACCACACCACCAGGAACCAGUCUCAAUUGUUGACCUUCUUGGAGGAGAGGCGGCAAAGAAAGCUGCACAAGAACGUCAAGAGGCCCAGAAAGCCCAAGAAGCCGCUAUGGCCUCCAUCGAAGCUGAAGCUAAGAAAUCUUCAAGCACCACCCAGGAAACACCGGCUGUUAAUCAAAUCGAUUUCUCUCAGUACACACAUAGGGCUGUCAGUUUCUUGGCUCGCAACUUUUACAAUUUGAAAUAUGUUGCCCUGGUCUUGGCUUUCAGUAUCAAUUUCAUGUUGCUCUUCUACAAGGUUACCUCAUUUGCGAACGACGAAGAAUCCUCCGGCGACGAUGUUUUAAUAUUAGGUUCAGGCUCCGGUGGUGGCAUGGCAGGUUCCGGUAUGGGAUCAGGCGACGGAUCUGGCGACGGGGGAGACGAAGAGGAUGAACUGCCGGAAAUGGUACACGUGGACGAGGACUUCUUCUAUAUGGAACACGUGAUACGCAUGGCCGCCCUCUUGCACAGUUUGGUAUCCUUAGCUAUGUUGAUCGCCUACUAUCACCUUAAAGUCCCCUUGGCCAUAUUCAAACGCGAGAAGGAAAUUGCCAGACGCUUGGAGUUCGACGGUCUUUUCAUUGCAGAGCAGCCCGAAGACGACGAUUUCAAAUCACAUUGGGACAAGUUAGUGAUAUCGGCGAAAUCCUUCCCCGUCAACUACUGGGACAAAUUCGUCAAGAAGAAAGUACGUCAAAAGUACAGCGAAACGUACGACUUUGAUUCCAUUUCGAAUCUUCUUGGCAUGGAAAAGAGUGCAUUCAUGGCGCAAGAAAGCGAGGAAGGUGGCUUCGUCAAAUACAUAACAAACAUCGAUUGGCGCUACCAGGUUUGGAAGGCCGGUGUGACAUUUACCGACAACGCCUUCCUCUAUUCCUUAUGGUACUUCUCCUUCUCGGUGAUGGGCAACUUCAACAAUUUCUUUUUUGCCGCUCACUUGCUUGAUGUCGCGGUUGGUUUCAAAACACUCCGCACCAUCCUGCAAUCCGUAACACAUAACGGCAAACAAUUGGUGUUGACGGUAAUGUUGCUGACCAUUAUUGUAUACAUCUACACUGUCAUCGCCUUCAACUUCUUCCGCAAAUUUUACAUUCAAGAAGAGGAUGACGAAGUCGACAAGAAAUGUCACGAUAUGUUAACCUGCUUUGUGUUCCAUCUCUACAAGGGCGUAAGAGCUGGUGGUGGCAUUGGUGACGAAAUUGGUGAUCCUGUCGGCGACGAGUACGAAGUCUACCGUAUCAUUUUCGACAUCACUUUCUUCUUCUUUGUUAUCGUCAUUCUCUUGGCCAUCAUUCAAGGUUUGAUUAUUGACGCCUUCGGUGAGCUUCGCGAUCAACUGGAAUCGGUGAAAGAGAAUAUGGAGUCGAACUGUUUCAUAUGCGGCAUGGGCAAGGACUUCUUUGACAUUGUGCCGCACGGCUUCGACACGCACGUCCAGAAGGAGCACAACCUGGCCAACUACAUGUUCUUCCUAAUGCAUUUGAUUAAUAAGCCGGACACCGAGUAUACCGGUCAGGAGACCUACGUCUGGAACAUGUACCAACAGCGCAGUUGGGACUUCUUCCCAGUGGGUGAUUGUUUCCGCAAACAAUACGAGGAUGAACUCUCCGGUGGCGGUGGCGGCGGUUAAAUAUCCCUUCUAUCGAACCCGCACGGACCCCAACCCCCCCACAAAAUCUUUUUAGACAAUUUUUUAUAGUGUUUUUAUCAAAACGAAGUCGUGAAAACAAUCACUUUUUAUUAACUCUACAUCUAUAUAAAUGUAUAAAACAAAACAUAUUACUUACCAACUAAGAUAAACUUUAUUCAACUAAUAGUCAAUUCUCUCAACUCCCAACAAGUCGACAAUGGAAUCAUAUAUAUAUAUUUAUAUAUAUUUUUUUUAAUCCAAUACAAAACGCACUAACAGCAAAGCAUCACACUCGUAUUUACCAUUGUUAUUGUUAUUGUAAAAUUAUGUUAUCCUUAGUAUUUAACAAAGAACAAAUAAGUGUGAAUUCGCCCCGAACAAAUGAUGUAAUAUCCGGAAGCUCAGAUCGAAAUUAGCAAAUUGAAUAACUUCAUUGUCUAUUUGUAUACAUACCUACAAUACAUACAUAUAUAGAUGCAUAUUGUUAACUGAACUUGUACGAUUUAUUAAAUAAAUUUUACCUAUUUUACGAAA
Stomoxys calcitrans (stable fly) is the source of this 16284-nucleotide messenger RNA. RefSeq names its product ryanodine receptor (gene RyR). The transcript is spliced from 31 exons. NCBI's taxonomy places the organism in Eukaryota, Metazoa, Arthropoda, Insecta, Diptera, Muscidae. Gene Ontology annotation, biological process: intracellular calcium ion homeostasis; calcium ion transmembrane transport. The record is from RefSeq and is a predicted model, not a curated record. Gene Ontology annotation, molecular function: ryanodine-sensitive calcium-release channel activity; protein binding. Bases 373 to 15750 code for a protein of 5125 amino acids. Gene Ontology annotation, cellular component: sarcolemma; smooth endoplasmic reticulum; sarcoplasmic reticulum membrane.